CAGCAUGGUAUGUGUACUGGAGAUGCAGAAACCAUGUAGCAGAAAGCUUUGAGCAGUUGUGGAUUAUCAGUUCUUUACAACAGCAAUAAAAAGUGAAGAAUGAAGUUGACUGGAUUUAUUUCCCUAUGGAUGUUGGUUUUACUACCUUGUGGCCAGUUAGCAAAUCCUGCACAACAUGAAGAUGUAGUAAAGCAUGCAAUAAAGCUGCAUCGUGGGAAAGGAGCUGUUAUCACUCAGAGAAAGCAGUGGGUGUUGGAGAACUGCAGAAAACUAUCUGGUCUUCUUCGUCAAAAGAACGUUGUUCUCAACAAACUAAAAAAUGCUAUAAGAGCAGUUGAGAAGGAUGCAGGACUGUCAGAUGAAGAGAAACUUUUUCAGGUGCAUACCUUUGAAAUUUUCCAAAAGGAGCUAAAUGAAAGUGAAAACUCGGUCUUUCAAGCAAUCCAUGGCCUCCAGAGAGCUCUACAGGGUGAUUACAAAGAUGUUGUAAAUAUGAAAGACAGCAGCAGACAGAGACUGGAAGCCUUGAGAGAAGCUGCAAUUAAGGAAGAAAUGGAAUAUGUCGAACUCUUAGCAGCAGAAAAACAUCAGGUUGAAGCCCUUAAGAACAUGCAGCAUCAAAAUAAAAGCCUGUCAAUGCUUGAUGAAAUUCUAGAAGAUGUCAGGAAGGCAGCUGAUAGAUUGGAAGAGGAAAUAGAAGAGCAUGCCUUUGAUGACAACAAAUCUGUAAGAGGUGUAAACUUUGAAGCAGUUUUGAGGGUGGAAGAAGAUGAGGCUAACUCCAAAAGAAAUGCUUCAAAAAGAGAAGUAGAGGAUGACUUAGGGCUUAGUAUGCUUAUUGAUUCCCAGAACAAUCAGUAUAUCCUUACCAAGCCCAGAGAUUCAACCAUUCCUCGUGCUGAUCAUCAUUUCAUAAAGGAUAUUGUGACGAUAGGAAUGUUGUCUUUGCCAUGUGGCUGGUUGUGCACAACAAUAGGAUUGCCAACCAUGUUUGGGUAUAUCAUCUGUGGAGUACUCUUAGGACCAUCAGGACUAAAUAGCAUCAAGUCUAUUGUACAGGUGGAGACAUUAGGAGAGUUUGGUGUAUUCUUCACUCUCUUUCUAGUUGGUCUGGAAUUUUCUCCUGAAAGAUUAAGAAAGGUAUGGAAAAUAUCUUUGCAAGGACCCUGUUACAUGACGGUUCUGAUGAUUGCCUUUGGUUUACUAUGGGGGCACUUGCUCCAAAUUAGACCAACACAAAGUGUCUUCAUUUCCACUUGUUUAUCUCUGUCAAGCACACCAUUGGUGUCAAGAUUUCUGGCAGGUAGUGUUCGAGGAGAUAAAGAAGGCGAUAUUGACUACAGUAGCGUACUACUUGGCAUGUUGGUGAUGCAGGAUGUGCAGCUUGGUUUAUUUAUAGCUGUCAUGCCUACACUUAUUCAAGCAGGAGUGAGCACAUAUUCCAGCAUUUUCAAGGAAAUACUGAGAAUACUGAUACUGAUUGGCCAAAUUCUCUUUUCUCUGGCUGCGGUUUUUAUUUUAUGUCUUAUUAUAAAGACUUACCUCAUAGGACCAUAUUAUCGCAAGUUGCAUGCAGAAAGCAAAGGGAAUAAAGAAAUCCUCAUUCUAGGAAUAACUGCAUUCAUCUUCCUUAUGUUAACGAUCACAGAGCUGUUGGAUGUUUCAAUGGAGCUGGGAUGCUUCUUAGCCGGAGCUCUGAUCUCUUCUCAGGGUCACAUGGUUACUGAGGAGAUUAUGUCCUGUAUUGAACCAAUACGUGACUUUCUUGCCAUCAUUUUCUUUGCAUCUAUAGGACUUCAUGUUUUCCCCACAUUUGUAAUAUAUGAACUCACAGUCUUGCUAUUCCUUACAUUCUCUGUGGUCAUAAUGAAGUUUGUCUUGGCAGUGCUUGUCCUUUCUCUGAUUCUUCCAAAGACCAGCCAGUAUAUCAAGUGGAUUGUCUCAGCAGGACUGGCACAAGUCAGUGAAUUCUCUUUUGUUCUGGGAAGUAGAGCACGCAGAGCAGGGAUCAUAUCUCGGGAGGUCUAUCUUCUUAUUCUGAGUGUGACCACUCUAAGCCUUUUACUUGCCCCUGCCCUGUGGAGAGCUGCGACUAUGAAAUGUGUUCCGAGACCUGAAAGACGCUCCAGUACUUGAUCAAGAUUAGCACACGUACAAGAAUACAUCUUCCUGCAAGGAAUGUCUUCAUUGCUCAUUGUAUUUCUAUGCACUCAGAAAACGAGGUUUUUGAGUAACCAGUCCUCUUAAUGUGCACUUGGUUAUAAGCCUUAUACUGACCUUAAAACAACAACAAAAAAAAUCAACAUAAAAAAAUAAUUAUAUAAUUUGAAUUGCACACCUUUUACAAAAUUUAGUUUCUCUCUGACAGAUUAGAAUCUGCCAGAAUAUUUGUUCCUGAUCCAAUCAAUUAUUCAAAGCAUAAAUUUUUUUUUUUUAAAUAUAGUAUCAUGCAAAC
This is a messenger RNA of Pterocles gutturalis (yellow-throated sandgrouse), 2455 nucleotides long. It is a transcript of the gene SLC9D1, whose product is annotated as transmembrane and coiled-coil domains 3. The record is from RefSeq and is a predicted model, not a curated record. Gene Ontology annotation, molecular function: potassium:proton antiporter activity. Gene Ontology annotation, biological process: proton transmembrane transport; potassium ion transmembrane transport. Bases 100 to 2136 code for a protein of 678 amino acids. The transcript is spliced from 12 exons. NCBI's taxonomy places the organism in Eukaryota, Metazoa, Chordata, Aves, Pterocliformes, Pteroclidae. Gene Ontology annotation, cellular component: membrane.